UCAAUGAAGUCCUUUUUAUAGAUACUUUAUCACAGUGGAAGGAGAAAGCUUUCUCUCUCAUCUCUCUCUCUCUCUCUCUCCAAAAACCCUCGUUUUGUGUUGGCGUAGUUUGCAAUCGACCCAGUUAUGGCGAACAGUAAUCUUCCCCGAAGGAUCAUCAAGGAAACGCAGCGUCUUCUGAGUGAACCUGCUCCGGGCAUUAGUGCUUCGCCAUCAGAAGACAAUAUGCGUUAUUUUAAUGUGAUGAUCCUUGGCCCGACGCAAUCGCCUUACGAAGGAGGAGUUUUCAAGUUGGAACUAUUUUUGCCUGAAGAAUAUCCAAUGGCUGCUCCUAAGGUUCGGUUUCUCACCAAGAUAUAUCAUCCUAACAUCGAUAAGCUCGGUAGAAUUUGUCUCGAUAUCUUGAAAGACAAAUGGAGUCCUGCUCUUCAGAUACGAACUGUACUUUUGAGCAUUCAAGCACUUCUUAGUGCCCCAAAUCCCGACGACCCUCUUUCAGAGAACAUUGCCAAGCAUUGGAAAAGCAACGAAGUUGAGGCUGUCGAAACAGCUAAGGAAUGGACCCGUUUGUAUGCUAGCGGAGCGUAAAGGCACAGUGGAACUUUUUUCAUGCCUGCAAAUAACAUUUUAUUGCAAUGUGUAAGUUAUUAACUGUCAAUUUGAAAGAAAAUUAAGUGAAUUAAUGAUGCUUUUGAAAAUGGGAGCUUAAAAUGUUGUCUAAAUCUUCCAGUCAUUAUUGGAUGUCAAUUGUUUUCCUCUCUUUGAAUCUUUUGCCUCUGUAACCUGUAUAAUUAUCAAAUUUUACUCUUCUCUAAAAAAUGAAUAUUUUUCUCAA
Molecule: messenger RNA, 835 nt
Organism: Humulus lupulus (European hop)
Lineage: Eukaryota; Viridiplantae; Streptophyta; Magnoliopsida; Rosales; Cannabaceae
Product: ubiquitin-conjugating enzyme E2 35
Exons: 8
Coding region: 127-588 (153 amino acids)
Biological process (GO): DNA damage tolerance; protein K63-linked ubiquitination
Cellular component (GO): nucleus
Molecular function (GO): ubiquitin conjugating enzyme activity
Source: RefSeq, a predicted model, not a curated record